Pimephales promelas (fathead minnow) is the source of this 4979-nucleotide messenger RNA. It is a transcript of the gene sh3tc1, whose product is annotated as SH3 domain and tetratricopeptide repeats 1. Gene Ontology annotation, molecular function: protein binding. The record is from RefSeq and is a predicted model, not a curated record. Lineage: Eukaryota; Metazoa; Chordata; Actinopteri; Cypriniformes; Leuciscidae.
GUUCAGAAGGACAACAGGAGUCACUCACAGCAGUCUAGUAAUGAUGUAACACGCUCUUAAAAUCAGUUCUGCCACCUGUGCGCUUUUAUAUGGUGUCAGUGCGAUGAGCGCGUGACUGAGAGAAGAGCGCGCGGCGCAGUCAUUCGCUCCUCCGCUCGGAACUGUGACGGGAUGUCAGCCGCUACUCGUAGAAACUCGUCCAAAACCAGGAACGACGUGGGGUCCGAUCCGGACAGAAUUCGGACGAUACGUAGAGAGCUGUCUGAUGAGUAUACACAUAAUGAACGGGAUAGUAUGGAGUCUUCAUUUAAAGGUUUUAAGACCUCAAGAGGAAGUGUCAAAGGAACUUCAGGAGCUUCUGAUGAUAAUAUACCAACAGUGUUGGCUAUGCAGCUGGCUUUGGUGGAGGGGCCAGAUGGACUUCCUGCCGAUGAGGGCACACAGGAAGUGCUCAGCAGGAAACUUUGUGUGCUGGAAGCUGACCUCUCAAGGGUCACGACCUUAAUCUCUGAAAUGUCCGCUCACUUUGUAUCCAUCAACAGUGAAGAAAGGACUAUAUUUAUCACUUUUAAAACCCUUGAAGAAAUAUGGAAGUUCAGCACAUACCACAGAAUGGGCUUCUUGGGUCAGUGUAUGGAAAACCUUCUCAUGGAUCAGGAGUUCUGGUUAAUCUCUCUUGAUCAGCAUUCAGGAAUUGAGAUCUCAAUUAAAGAAGAGACACUAAAUCUGAUGUAUAAAGGCUUUCUAAUGCAAGAAGGGUCUUUCUUUGGAUGCUGCACAGCAAAUCAGAUGUUUGAUAGCUCUACUUCAGGUAGCGACCUUUAUUUGGAGAAGGGGGAUAUCGCCCUGUUUGAGCCUCCAUUUCUAGGGUCAGGGUGGACAGUGCUUUCACUGGCAGAUGGGUCUAGAGGAACCAAGCCAAAACCAGCUCUGGAGCCAGUCUUACCCUUUCAUGAGUGGUUUCUAAAGUCCUGCCCAGAGACUGUAUUAGUGGGUGGUGGAAAAGACACUAGUGACCUUCCAUUACUGAUUGCAGUAGGGGUCUGUGAGACCACAGAGGAGUAUGAGGCUGACGGGCCAGAUGAACUGAGUUUCCAGGCUGGUGAACGCAUCAUCAUCCUGGGCCUGCUGGUGGCCUGUUUUGAAUGGUUUAUGGGAAAAUCUGAGAAAACUGGGGAUAUCGGACUUGUCAAAACCAACCUGGUCAAAGCAACCGGUUCAUUUUGUGAAUCAUCUGACAUAUUCUUGAAAGACGAGGACAAACAAAUUAUUACCUUGGAUCAGGACAAAAUUAAAGAGGAGACUAUUUCUUUAUUGAAGAAAAUAUGCCAGAGUGAUGUCGGCACAAACUACAAACUUGAUUUGGCGAAAGAAAUUCCAGGACCAGUUCAAAACAAGACUCAAGAAGUGAACAAUCUAAAACAGAAAGUCAACCACAUUUUGAGUGAAGUCGAUGAGACUCCAAGAAAGGACGACUCAUCAUUCAGCCUCAAGCACCAGAUAGAUAUAAAAACUAAUGAUACAGAGGAAUCCCUGGACACCCCUCGUUUUUGUGUCAGCUCUGAGCAGGACAGCAGCAGUCCAGGCGGACAUCAUGCUCUCCUCUCAUUCUUGAGCAGUCGUGACUACCAGCCUGAGUUCAUGCUCCUGUACACCGCUUACCCAGAAUUCCUCAUCUCACAUUUCGAGGGUCACUCUGAUGAGGAGGAUAUAGUGGCGUAUUUAGGUGUAGCCCGAGAAUUGGCACGAAAGAAGUACGUCUCGUGGGCGCAGAGCCGAAUCUGUUUUCUUCUCGGACAGCUUUGUGCAGGGAGGUCAAAGUUCUCUCAAGCUCGGGUUUAUUAUGAGGAAGCCUUGAAUGUACCCAGGGAUUGUUUCACAGACAUGUUUCUGCUUUCCGCCAUUUACUCCAACCUGGCACUCAUCUACCUAACACAGAAGAACCAUGACAAAUUGUUCACUACGUCAGAGCGCUUGUCUGCUUUGUUGAUGGCGGUCCCUGAUUGUUUGUUUGGCUGUGAGGACCCUGAGGUAUUGAAGUAUGUACUAAAAAAGGCCAUCCUGGCCAAGAAUCAGCCUGCCGAGGCCCGAGCCUGCUUCAUCCUGGCAAAGCUCCACCUGAAGCUUAAAGACAGCAUGAGUGCAAUCCCGUUCAUCGAAAGGCUUUUGAUCCUUGCUGACGAGGUUCCUGAAGCAUGUGAUGAGACUAUGAGCCAUGUUUUCCUGGUGUUAGCACGACUCUACAGCGAACAGGGUCUGCCACGUUUGGCCGAAAGCUCCGCACGGCGAGCAUCACUUCAGGUAGGAGCCACCGCUUCACACUGUCUUUGUGGUGUCUCUCUGUUGAUGGAAAACGCAUCAGAGCUGUAUGGAGUGGACAUCCCAACACAAGUGGCUCCAUACCUGGCCCGUGCCAUUGCUUUAGUGUCCCCCGGCCAGGAGCCUGCGCUGGGUCAUGUCCACGCUCUGUGUUUGUCCUGGCUCUUCCAUAGACACGGCAUGCCCGAGAGAGCAGUUCGCUACAUGCUAACCGUCCUCGACCACAGCAGCAUGUCCAGCGUUGGCCAGUCAGACACGACUGCUGCUCUCAUUUGGAUGGCGUGGCUGUACAUCUGCAACCAGCAACCCGGCACCGCUCUGGAAGUGCUGGAUGCUGUCCUGUCAUCCCUCCCAGAGCACUGCACAACACAACUGGAAGGUGUGGUUUACAACAUGCGGGCCAUUUCAUACAGACAUUCAGCGGACAUCCGUCAAGCAGCUGAGAGUUACCGGGCUGCAAUCGAGAUAUGCGAGGAGUUUGAGGACAGACAUAACUGGGCCAUAGCGUUGGCCAACUAUGGAUUCAUGUGUUUGCAAAUCAAGGCAAAAAGAUUGGCAGAAGAAUACCUCACUCAGUCAGUGGAGCUGUUCUCUGAGCUUGAGGAUGAAGGGCAUGAACUCAGUUUUAUUUCAGUGCUUCUUGAGUUAGGGAGACACUAUAUUUCCCAGGGAAAACAUGAGAAUGGGAAGAUCUACUAUGAAUGGGCCCUGUUGACCGCCAUGUACAUCGAUCAUAUGGACAGCCAGCUCCAAGCCGCACGUCACCUGUGUCAGCUAUACGAAGAGGUGUGUCCAGACGAAGCCCAGUGCAUCAUCUACAACAAGCACCAGCUGGAACUUCUCCGGCAGAUGGGAGACAAGAGCUUAGAGGGAGAGAUACUGGAGAAGAUCAGCCAGCUCUACCUGAACCUGGCCACCGAGAAAUCCAACAGAGCUGCUUUAGAUUACACCAAGCAGAGCCUGGGCAUCUUCAUCGACUUGGGCAGGAAACGUAAGGAGGCUCAUGCCUGGCUGCAGUCAGGGAAGAUUUACCACAUCCUCCAGCAGACGGAGCUAGUGGACCUCUACGUGCAGGUAGCCCAGGACAUGGCCUUGAGCACAGGAGACACGCUCUUCGCCCUGGAGAUGUUGGAGGCAGCAGGGGAUGUUUUCUUCAACAGUUCACAGGACAGAGAGAAAGCCAUCUGUUUUUACAGGGACCGAGCCCUUCCCAUCGCAGUGAAGACGAGCAGUGUGCGCUCUCAGCUUCGGCUGUGUAACAAGCUUUCAGAGCUUCUUCUGCAGCUGGGACAGUGUUCAGAGGCCAUUGAGUUCACUCAAACCGCAUUAGACAUUAGCGUGAGUCUGGCUGACCAUUUAAAUGAACGUGUGGCAUUCCAUCGCCUCGCCACAUUGUACCAUUGUGUGGGUCAGUUUGAAAUGGCAGAGCACCACUUUCUGAAAGCCCUGUCCCUGUGUCCCUCACCGCUGCAGUAUGACGAGGAGGCCCUGUACUAUGUCAGGGUUUACCAAACACUUGGAGACAUCAUCUUCUAUGAUGUAAAGGACCCGUUUGACGCCGCUGGCUAUUAUCACUUGGCCUUGGCUGCUGCUAUGGAUCUGGGCAACAAGAGAUCUCAGCUAGAGCUGUGCACUCGAUUGGCCACUAUCUACCACAACUUUCUUAUGGACCGGGAACUCUCGCUGUUCUUCUACCAGCGAGCGCGAGCUUUCGCUAAUGACCUCCACAUUCGCCGUAUCAACCUGGCUCCAGACUACAGUUUCAGGACCACAGCCCAGUACAAAAACACAAUAACUGGGGCAACAAGAUAGAAAUGGCUUCAGAUGGGAUAUGACACUUCCUCUGCAUGUUUUGAUUUGACUUGUGUGUGAAUUUUCUCUGUUUACUUUUAUUCGCCGGAUGUUAUUUGGAUUAUUUGAUUUAUUUUACAUGUCUGACUCAUAAAAUGUUGAUUUGCCCAGCAAGUGUUUACUGAAGUGUAAGCAAUGCAACCUUCAGGCACAUUCAUUCUUAAAUGUUUUGGGACUAAAUAGACUUUUACGUGGUCUAUUUGGCACGAAAUCCCAUGAUGGAAAACUUUUUUUUUCUUGUUCUCUAAAAUUUAUAAUGAUGAUAAUCUGAAGCUUUUAUUGUCCCUGAUUUUCCAUUCUUUAAAAAUGGUCUUAUGUUUGGUUGACAUGUGGAAGUGAUGACAGUGAAGACAUUUUUACCCAAACAAGAGCUGUUCUGUUUGUACUAAGAGCAGAAAAGAACAGGCAUUGUAGAUUUAAAUAAACAACAUGCCUGGUGAAAUAGGCUACAUGAGUUGGUUCAAACCCUCCCAGUUCAGUGAAAACAAACCCACUGGCACUGUACGGUCUAGUGCCUUGGUGGCAUUCAAAUGUAUGUGCCAAAAAGAGACCAUGUUGGCACUGCUUUUCAAUAAAAUUGGAUCUAAUGCUGAAUUUAAUUGCUUAACAAUAUGAAGUUGCAAGCUUUCUUUGAAUGACCAAAACAAACCUUGAGUGCAAGUGAGCCCUUUUUUUUUUCUCUUUUUUUUUUAAUCCUAAAAAUAAAUCUGUUGUUGUAGCAACCCAUUCCGGAUCAAUUAAGAAUGACAAGGGGACUAAGUACACCGGAUUUGGCAAGAAUAUACUGAGAUGAUGAUGUUUUUAAUUCA